AUGAACAGUUAUUUAUCACCUCGUCUGAUGAUGGGAGCUGCUAUCGUAGGGCUUGUGGGCGCUGCUGGAAUGUUUCUAUAUGAACAAGUCUAUGCUGAGAAAAGGAGAGCUAUGUUAUUAAGCGAAGUGGCCAGAUUGGACAAGCAAGUAUCAAGCAUGCGCACCGAAUUGGAAGCAUUAAGAGAAUUACAGAAAGAAACACGUACUAGAAAUGAGAGCGAGUCCUCACAACGUGUUAGACUAGCGCGGCGGGCGAAAGCAAAACCUCGAGUGCGUCGUGAAGUCACCCCCGCUGGUGACGCAACCGAUUCUGAAUAUUAUACCGAUUGCCAUUCACUAGUUGGCACAGAUAUAGAGUUCGACAGUGAAGAAUUUUAUGACGUUCCGUCAGAUGAGGAAGACACUCUCAAAGAGUCUAUCAAAAAUGGUGUUCUUACGUCUUCGGAGAGCUUAGAAAAGGAUACGGUACAAACACCGCCCUUAAAACCGCCGAGAACUGAAAGUACAUAG
Pieris macdunnoughi is the source of this 510-nucleotide messenger RNA. The record is from the annotation of a GenBank genome assembly. Lineage: Eukaryota; Metazoa; Arthropoda; Insecta; Lepidoptera; Pieridae.